This is a messenger RNA of Clavispora lusitaniae ATCC 42720, 2262 nucleotides long. Lineage: Eukaryota; Fungi; Ascomycota; Pichiomycetes; Serinales; Metschnikowiaceae. The record is from RefSeq and is a predicted model, not a curated record.
AUGGAUAGCGAUUACUACAAGGGGUUCGGCUAUAACCCGCAGUCAAAUAGGGAUCCAAACCAAGAUUCCGAGCAGCCGAUGACGUAUGACGGCUCUUACAACAACUACCAAGACACCAUGAUAUCCAAAGAACCCACGAUAUGGCCACAACAGGAUCAGAGGCGACAGGAGCAGAAUAGUGAUAUGUACGACGAAAGUGCUUACUACCAAAACGAUUCAAAUUUGAGUAACCCGGUCAUUGGACUGUUAUUUCCGGUCUCGGAACAGGAACCAGCAACAUGGAGCAUGCCAGGCGCUUUCAAGACUGAGGAUGGUAUGGACCUUGAUCACUCUCCACCCUUUACGGUAGCUCUGGAUAUGUAUUUUGAUGCUAUAACACUGACCAUGAAUGAGGAGAGGCAACAGAACGUUGGCUUCUUUAACCAGGAGACGCAACUGGGGGGCUACAAGAAGACAUACCAGCAACAGCCCUUCGACAGUGGUGUACUCAUUACUGAGACACAAAAUAUACAACUACGAGGUUCUGAGCCCAAUGCAUACAACUUCCAGAUGACCCCAACAGCUCCGCCUACAGAUCCGCUUGGAAAUGUUCAGAUGGAAGACAACCCCGAUUUAUACCCCCAAGAGAUUGCAGGACCAUCUUAUACCACGGCAAACUAUCUUUCCGAAGCUUUUACACCCGAGAACAACGAAAGCAUCUUCAAAACAGCCAGCAUACCGACACCUGAAGAAGAUGGCAGUAAUGUUUGUAGCUCCGGCGAAAAGCAUGAUGUAAGACAUCGCCCUUCGAUUCUGGUGCACGGUGCCGACUUGCUGCCAUUGACUACCACAAACUCACUUACUCCUUCUGUUAGUUCCCUUCAUCUGACGCAGCCGUCGUACUUCUCAGCCAAUCAGUUUUUAAGAUCACUGUUCGACCAGCCGCCCUCUCUGAUACACCGCCCCUCCAUUGACCUUUACUCACGGCAACGUCUUUCCAUAGAUAGUCAAAACUCUGGUGCAAAACCUGUCCAAAAUUCCUCAAGAUCGUUUGCCAGCUAUUUUCCGUUUAUGGGAGACCGGGAACGAAAACUGCCGGUCCAUCAAAAUCCUCCAGAGUGGGUACAAUCACCAUCAGGACAACAUCGCCACCUAAUACGGAGCAUUUUCAAAUCGAGUAAUGAGGUGCCUGAAAAUCCUGCUAUACCCGAGGAUUCAAUAUAUACAGAAACCCCUGUUGAAGAAGAGGAUUUGGCAGCGUUAGGAGAAGGAGGAUCUCAGAAGAAAGCAAAGCGCCCUCGUAGGGGUCUUUUUACUCGUUUGAGACAAGGAAAAACAGAGGCAGAGAGACCGGAAUCCAAUUUUUCUGAGACUAUGAAGUCUGACCUUCAGGAAUCUGAGUUUCUCCUAAAGCAGGAAUUUGGUGGCCCAGAAAGCGAUAAACCACGGAAAAGUAAUGAUUCAUUCAAAUUAGAAUCUACUGACCCUACUUCCAUGAAACUAACUUUUCUGGAAGUUGAUGCUAUAAAGGCUGAAACGCAAAGUUCUGCACCAUCCAAUGAUAGAGACUCUAGUGCAAAUUCAUUGAAUAAGGUCAAUUCGACUGGAUAUGCGGAUGGAAACCAGGAGCCAAACUAUGGAGCUUUGUUUCAAGGUGUUGGUAAGAGACGCAAUUUGGUAGGAAUUAAGAGUAAAAAAUCAAAAGCGACUGAACCAACCGUUAAAAUGGAGAUCAAGCAGGAACCAGAUUCAGAGAGGUUAUCUUUAUCCAAUGGACGCUCUAGCAAUGACAAUGAUGCUCGCCUGACACAAAGUCAUCCAUACUCGCAAUGUUCGUCGAUGUCUAAUGAAUCAAAUCUGGAAGGACAGGGAUCUUCUUUUGCCAGUGCUUCCAAGAGAAUGUUGGGAUCACGACUCUUGAAGCGGAGGGGAAACACUGUGCGAAAUGAAACCCAAAGUGAUGUUGUGGAGAUUGACCUUCAAUCAUUAGAUCUCCCACCGAAUACGGAAAUCUUACCACAAAUCAACCCCAACAAUAGAACCAGAGGACGAAAAGAGGAUAAAGCUGCAGACAUGGAGGAUCAGUCGAAGAUAUACGUUUGCGGCUAUUGCAGCCGGCGUUUCAAAAGACAAGAACAUCUAAAGAGGCACUUCCGGUCAUUGCACACUUCAGAGAAGCCGUACGAAUGUCCCAUUUGUCAGAAGAAGUUCAGCCGAACGGACAACCUUAACCAGCACUUGAAGGUGCAUAAGCAAGAGGAUGGGGAUAUGGAAGAAGAAUAG